ACGUGACGCAUCAAAACGAAUCUUUAUUUGAUUUCAUCGGAAUAAACUUUUUUUCGUACUGUGUACAAUAUAACUACCAACGACUGUCUUCAUCCUCUUCAGCUAGAAUAGAUUACCACAAAAAUUAGGUCAAACGACAACUAUGGCUUCACUUUCGAUCGCCAUGGUUCUUCAAUUACUUUUGUUCGUCGCAGCGCUCUACGCCGUCGAAGUCAACGGAUAUAGUGGUGGUAACGGAGGAGCAGUAGAAUUAGUAUCGACAGUAGCUGAACAAAGGGAGUUUGAUUACUACGCGUUGGCUGUCCAAUGGCCUCCAACUUACUGUUCGAAAUCCACUAAAUGCUGUACUCAAAGCGCUUGUUGCCGAGGAUCAAAUUCUCCAUCAGUAUUCACAAUCCAUGGACUAUGGCCAGAUUACAAUGAUGGAUCAUGGCCAUCAUGCUGCUCAGGUCCUGCUUUUAAUGAAACAGAGAUUUCAACGUUGCGUGGUGUUUUGGAGAGAUAUUGGCCAACACUAAGUUGCAGUAAAUCAUCAACAUGCCAUAACAAAAAAGGACUUUUUUGGGCUCAUGAGUGGGAGAAACAUGGUACCUGUUCCUCUCCAGUUACAGGACAGGAAUAUAACUAUUUCUUGACAACCAUUAAUUUGUAUUUUACAUACAAUGUCACAGAAGUUCUUUUUGAAGCUGGAUAUGUGCCUUCAAAUUCAGAGAAGUAUCCUGCAGGUGGCAUCACUUCUGCCAUUGAAAAUGCUUUCCAUACAACCCCACAAUUGAUCUGCACAAAAGGUGCUUUGGAGGAAGUCCGUUUAUGUUUAACCAAGGAUUUCAAGUUCCGAGACUGUGUAACAGGAAGUGAUUGUCCUGAAUAUGUCAGCCUACCGGAAUUCGCUUUCUCAGAUGAUCUAAAUGGCACCAAGAUUGCAGAUCAAUCAUUUACUGGCCAUGAAUCCUUCUGAAUUAUGUGCCCGAUGAUGAUGUUUAUUUUACAGUCGUAGAAUACCAUUUUUAUUUAUGAAUAAGUCAAGACAAACGUGAUACCAUUUCCACUGUAUCUUUAAAACAUUAUGACUUCGACAUUUUAGGGUAUUUACUUUUAUUAUAGUACCCCCAUUAAUGUACUGAACAGAAAAUUUGAUCGAAAAUGAAGAUACAUUGAUUCAAAUAA
Molecule: messenger RNA, 1167 nt
Organism: Lactuca sativa (garden lettuce)
Lineage: Eukaryota; Viridiplantae; Streptophyta; Magnoliopsida; Asterales; Asteraceae
Gene: RNS2
Product: ribonuclease 2
Biological process (GO): RNA catabolic process
Cellular component (GO): extracellular region
Molecular function (GO): RNA binding; ribonuclease T2 activity
Source: RefSeq, a predicted model, not a curated record